Messenger RNA from Arabidopsis thaliana (thale cress), 2871 nucleotides. It is a transcript of the gene MYB4R1, whose product is annotated as myb domain protein 4r1. Bases 642 to 2702 code for a protein of 686 amino acids. Gene Ontology annotation, molecular function: DNA binding. The transcript has 8 exons. Gene Ontology annotation, biological process: DNA-templated transcription; regulation of DNA-templated transcription. NCBI's taxonomy places the organism in Eukaryota, Viridiplantae, Streptophyta, Magnoliopsida, Brassicales, Brassicaceae. The record is from RefSeq and is marked reviewed. Gene Ontology annotation, cellular component: nucleus.
AUUAGGAAAACAUUCAUCGUCUUCUUCUUCUAGAGGCAUAAACCCUUGGCUUGGAGCCGUUUCUCUCAUUCUUCGAUUUGAUUCAAUUUCAUUUUCAUAAAGAAGGAUUUCUCUUUCUGUAUCGCGAUGAAUCGGAACAGCCUAUACGAAGCUGAUGACGAUGAUGACGAUGACGAAGAAGAUGACAUCGGUGAAGACCUCGAAGAUUUAAGACGCGCAUGUAUGGUCUCUGACGUUAAUUCCGAUCAAUUCGCGUCAAAAACCGGUUCAAUUGAACCGGAAGGAGUCGGUGGCGGAGAGAUACCGUCGGAUUCAGAAAACGAAGAUGACUUUGAGAUGCUUCGUACAAUUAAGAGCCAAUUAGCAUCUUCCAAGGAUGCGGGUAGAAGCAGUGGUCCUCCCAUGGGUUUGUCCUUGCUCUCGGAUUCGGAGAGUGAAGAUGAUUUCGAGAUGAUUCGGAGUAUUAAGAGCCAAUUGUCAUUGUCCAUGGAUGUGUCCCUUCCUCCAAUUGGUUUAUCUGACGAUGAAGAAGAUGAUGCCUUUGAAACACUUCGUGCUAUUCGUAGGCGAUUCUCUGCUUAUAAGAAUUUCGACUCUGCCUCAACUGAUAGUUUUUUGCUGAUGAUUCGGAAGGAAAAUUCAUGAAUGAUUCUCACGGGAAGAAAAAGCAGGUACAUAACUCGGACAAUGAACCUUCAAGCGAAAUAUUGAGUAGAUCUAAUACUUGUGAAAGCUUUCCAGAUCACGGGAAAUCAGUUGUCACUGUGCCAGACUCAGAGGAUGUACAAGAUGGUCAUAUGCCAGCUGCGAGUUCAAGUUUCCCUGAAGCUGCACGAGCGUUUGUUGAUGCAAUCAGGAGAAACAGAGCAUAUCAGAAAUUUCUUAGAGGAAAAUUGGCAGAAAUUGAAGCAACGAUCGAGCAGAACGAGAAACACAAGAAAAAUGUUAGAAUAGUCAAAGAUUUUCAAGCUUCUUGCAAGAGAAUUACUAAACUGGCACUCUGUCAGAGGAAAGAUCCUCGUGUCGAAUUAAUCUCAACACGGAAAUCUGGGCCUUGUGAUAGCUCCGAGGUAAUUGGGCCUUGUGAUAGCUUCGAGGGUAAUGAUAAAAAGAUAUCUCCUUUGACGUUGGGUCCAGCGGAAAACCCUUGUGUUGAAAAUUAUAGGAUGGCACUAGAGAAAUAUCCAAUUUCAGUGAAACGCAGAAAAUGGUCUACUGAGGAGAACAAAAACCUCGCAAAAGGUUUAAAACAAGAAGUUCAAAAGAUACUGCUUUCUGAAGCAAUUGAACGGUCCAGUGACUUGGAAGGAGCUACAUAUGAUAUAGACACUAUCAAUGAAUCGAUCGGAAAUCUUGAGAUCACACCAGAAAUGAUUAGGCAGUUUCUUCCGAAAAUUAACUGGGAUUCGUUGGAUAUCAAGGACCGUUCUGCUGCAGAAUGUGAAGCUCGGUGGAUGAGCUCGGAAGAUCCAUUGAUUAACCACGGUCCGUGGACUGCAGCAGAGGACAAAAACCUACUCCGAACUAUCGAACAAACGAGUCUUACAGACUGGGUUGAUAUCGCGGUGUCACUAGGGACAAAUAGGACCCCAUUUCAAUGUUUGGCUCGAUAUCAGAGAAGCUUGAAUCCAAGCAUAUUGAAAAAAGAAUGGACUGCAGAGGAAGAUGACCAACUUCGUACUGCAGUAGAGUUAUUUGGGGAGAAAGACUGGCAAUCUGUUGCAAAUGUAUUAAAAGGAAGAACUGGAACUCAGUGCUCGAAUAGAUGGAAAAAGUCGCUUCGCCCUACCAGAAAAGGGACAUGGAGCUUAGAGGAAGACAAACGUGUAAAGGUAGCUGUGACACUCUUUGGAUCUCAAAACUGGCAUAAAAUUUCUCAGUUUGUUCCUGGACGGACUCAGACUCAGUGUCGGGAGAGAUGGUUAAAUUGUUUAGAUCCCAAAGUAAAUCGUGGGAAGUGGACUGAGGAAGAGGAUGAAAAGUUGAGAGAAGCAAUUGCAGAGCAUGGAUAUAGCUGGUCUAAGGUGGCUACUAAUCUGUCAUGUCGUACUGACAAUCAGUGCUUGAGGAGAUGGAAGAGAUUAUAUCCUCAUCAAGUGGCUCUUUUACAAGAAGCUAGAAGGUUACAAAAAGAAGCUAGUGUAGGUAAUUUUGUUGAUCGGGAAUCAGAGCGUCCUGCUCUUGUCACAAGCCCUAUUUUGGCACUACCGGAUAUAUCUCUAGAGCCAGAACCCGAUAGUGUAGCCCUGAAGAAGAAACGCAAAGCCAAGCAGAAGAAGUCAGAUGCAGAGAGACAACCAAAGAGACGGAGAAAAGGAUUAAAGAACUGCUCAGGAGAUGUAUGUAGACAAGAGAAUGAGACUGUUUGUGAAAAUGAACCGAACAAUGGAGGAGAGGAAAGGAUGUUGGCAUUGGAAUGUCAUGACGAGAUCCAAGACAAUGCAAAGGAGAAGCCAAAACAAAGACGCAAAAGUGUUGCAGAAACUGUUUGUGAAAAUGAACCAAACAAUGGAGGAGAGGAGAGGAUGUUGGCAUUGGAAUGUGAUAACGAGAUCCAAGACAAUGCAAAGGAGAAACGAAAACGAAGACGCAAAAGUGUUGCAGAAACAUCUAACAACACCACUGGUUUAAAAAAACUUACGCCUAGGAGAAGGAAAAUAUCUGCAGUUGUUCCUAUUAAGAACCAAGAUGCACCAAAUUAGUUGUUUUUUUGGCUCUUGAAAAUUUUGAAAUUUAUUGUAUGUAUAAAUAUGUGUAAUCCAAACAUCUUUAGAAUAGUCACUGAUUCUAACAACAACGACAACAAAAAUCUUGAACUCAACAAUAAAUAAGUUGAACUAGGCAUUGGUAGAAAGAGUAGUUGAAUGCAUU